GCUGUGGCCAGGGGCAUCACGAGGCAGCCCCAGCCCCAACACAGUUGGACUAAGAGGACCACUGAGUGCCCAUGCCAUGUCUCCAACACUGGUCCUCAUUCUGGCUCUGUUGGCCACCCAUCCUGGGUUGAAGCUGGACUACCAGAUGGAUGCAGACACAGCCAAACAGAUGCUGAAACGGGAGAAUUACCUACAUCAGCAGAUGACUCAGCUGCUGCAGGAGAUUGAGGAGGGGAGCACAGACAUGGUGGAAGACCCGCUCCUUUGUGCCCCGCAGCAGCAUUGGCUGUUUUGGAGCCCUGCAGCAGCAGCCCUGGUCCUGCUCACUGGGGGCUGCUGGCUGGCCAGGAGAAGGAAGUGUGCCUCUGCCAGCUGCAGGGAGCAGGAGAGUUCCAGCAGCAAGGACAAAGGUGACAAGAAGGAGAGCUCCAGAAGCAAGGAGGUCAACAAGAAAGUGAGCUCCCACAGUGAGAAAAAGACCAAGGAGCAGGAGAGCUCCAUCUGCAAGGAGAAAGGCGAUGAGCAGAAGAGCUCCAGAAGCAACAAGGCCAAGGAGCAGGUGAGCUCCAGGUGCAAGGGCAAAGGUGAUGAGUGGCAGAGCUCUAGCACCAAGGACAAGGCAAAUGAGCAGGAGAAGCUAAAGGGUCCACACAGCAGUGUUAGCUCUUCGGCUGUGCCAGUCCCAUCACCAAUGGACACAUUCAAGGUAAGGCUGAACAGGGCUGUCAGCAACCUGAUCUAA
Molecule: messenger RNA, 742 nt
Organism: Manacus vitellinus (golden-collared manakin)
Lineage: Eukaryota; Metazoa; Chordata; Aves; Passeriformes; Pipridae
Exons: 2
Coding region: 77-742 (221 amino acids)
Source: RefSeq, a predicted model, not a curated record